AUGGAUCUGUUUGGAGAUAUAGACGACAUUUCUUCUGAGAGUGAUGAGGGCAAUCAACCACCUACUCCAGGACAGCUGGUUGAUGAACAUGGAGUACCUCAGGACCAGCAGGAGGAAGAGCCAAUUUCUGAAACCAUAAUAGAAGAAGAAAUUCCCAGUAUCAACUCUGAUUUAGGAAAUGAAUUGUAUUUUGUUAAAUUACCCAAGUUUCUCAGUAUAGAACCCAAGCCUUUUGAUCCUCAGUUUUAUGAAGAUGAAUUUGAAGAUGAGAAAGUGCUUGACGAGGAAGAUAGAAUCAGGUUAAAAUUAAAGGUAGAAAAUACUAUAAGAUGGAGGAUACGCCGGGAUGAAGAAGGAAAUAAAAUUAAAGAAAGCAAUGCUCGGAUGGUCAAGUGGUCAGAUAGAAGCAUGUCCCUGCAUUUAGGCAAUGAAGUGUUUGAUGUGUACAAAGCCCCGCUGCUGGGCAAUUACAUCCACCUGUUUAUAAGAGAAGACACUGGUCUGCAAGGACAAGCCAUCUUUAAAUCCAAACUUACCUUUAGACCUCACUCUAGAGACAGUGCCACAUACAGAAAGAUGACCCUGCCACUUGCUAAUAGAAGUUCAAAGACACAGAAAAUUAGAAUCUUACCAAUGGCGGGUCGUGAUCCUGAAGGCCAACACACAGAAGUGAUGAAGAAAGAAGAACGCUUGAGGGCUUCCACUCAGCGGGAGUCUCAGGUAAUCCAUCUGCAGGAGAAGCGCUACCAGCAGGGGCCAAGUGUCUCCUACCAGGACCCUGGCAGUGACGGUGUGGAGGAGGAAGGCAAGGACACCUUCAGCCUGGCUGCUAUUAAAAACUAUUAUCAAGGUGAAUUCCAAGGUGAGUCAGGUAUGGAGGUCACAUUUCAUCAUUUCAGGGUGGCAGUGCCUGCUUUUGCUCUGGCGAGCUGUCACUCCUUGUCCUACUAUUUAUUGAGGACAAAAGUACGAAAGCCUUUUUGUUUUCUCUCCCACAGAAAAGAUUAGCUGUGAGAAUAUGGCAUCUGGCUGGGCGCAGUGG
This is a messenger RNA of Rhinopithecus roxellana (golden snub-nosed monkey), 1042 nucleotides long. Its product is annotated as RNA polymerase-associated protein LEO1-like. Lineage: Eukaryota; Metazoa; Chordata; Mammalia; Primates; Cercopithecidae. The record is from RefSeq and is a predicted model, not a curated record. The transcript has 7 exons. Gene Ontology annotation, cellular component: nucleus; Cdc73/Paf1 complex. Bases 1 to 1008 code for a protein of 335 amino acids. Gene Ontology annotation, biological process: positive regulation of transcription elongation by RNA polymerase II; transcription elongation by RNA polymerase II. Gene Ontology annotation, molecular function: RNA polymerase II C-terminal domain phosphoserine binding.